GGGAGUGAGUGGGCCGUCCGUGCUUGCGCCAGCCCGGUGACGGCAAGAUGGUGGUCAUCAUAAAGUAAUCGGCGAUUAGAUAUGGAUUUUGUACAUAUCUCGCACUAAAUGUACUUAUUUGUUCGUUAGAAACCGUUGUGUGUUAGCCGCGGGCGUGUUCAUCACCUAGAAUCAACCAGUGCCUGUCAUACUAAGGAUGUCUUCGGACGACGAGAAGCCCCCGGCGCCCCCCGUGCGCCUCACCUCCAACCGGGGCACCGACAUCCUGUCCAACUCGCUGGCGAUGGACCGGCCCCUGCCCAAGGAGCCCGAGGACGCCGACCGCAAGAAGAAGAACCUCAAGUCGAAGAAGGCCAGCAAGCUGUCGACCUACGCCGCCGACAAGCCCAACAUCUCCUACCCCACGAACUUCGAGCACACGGUUCACGUAGGCUUCGACCCGGUGUCCGGGGAGUUCACGGGAAUGCCGGAGGCGUGGUCGCGUCUGCUGAUGAGCUCCAACAUCAGCAAGCAGGAGCAGAAGAACAACCCCCAGGCUGUCCUUGACGUGCUGAACUGGUACGACAACACGACCAAGGAGCCGCCGAAUACGAAGUACAUGACGAAGACGACGACGGCGACCCAUUCAGGUUCGUCGCUGAGUCGCGUUUCCAGUUCGAGUCCGAGCAGCACGACGCCGACGGAGGCCGAGGGCGGGCCGCAGUCGUACCACAGCCCAGCGCACGCCGCCAGUUCCGAAAUCGAAGACGAAGCGCCGCCCCCGCCUAUCGCCAGUCGUCCCGAACGCACCAAGAGCAUCUACACGAAACCGAUAGAAGACGUGCAAAUAACGAACAACAGCGUCGGGACGCCUACUCACAGCCUAAGUCCGGCCCAUACAACACCGACGCAUGCCGCCAAUGCCAAUUCGACGCCGCCGGCGCCCAUCCUCGACAGGAACAAGAACCAAGCGGCCCCCGAGAUGUCGAGGGCGGCGUCGGAGAAGCGGAAGAAAAAGAUGAGCGACGAGGAGAUACUGGAGAAGCUGAGGAGCAUCGUGUCGGUCGGGGACCCGGUGCGGAAGUACACGAAGAUAGACAAAAUCGGACAGGGUGCGUCGGGGACGGUGUACACGGCGAUGGAGACGUCAACAGGUGUCGAAGUCGCCAUCAAACAAAUGAACUUAUCACAGCAGCCUAAGAAAGAACUGAUUAUUAAUGAGAUUCUAGUCAUGCGAGAAAAUAAGCACGGGAACGUAGUGAAUUAUCUAGACAGUUAUCUUGUGAACGAGGAACUCUGGGUUGUGAUGGAAUAUUUACCAGGCGGUUCACUGACUGACGUAGUAACAGAAACGUGCAUGGACGAAGGGCAAAUAGCGGCUGUGUGUCGAGAAGUCCUCCAAGCCCUCGACUUCCUCCACUCAAACCAAGUCAUCCACAGGGACAUCAAAUCCGACAACAUUCUACUCGGACUCGACGGCUCCGUAAAACUGACUGAUUUCGGUUUUUGUGCUCAAAUAAGUCCCGAACAAUCGAAGCGAACCACGAUGGUCGGAACCCCGUACUGGAUGGCGCCUGAGGUCGUCACGCGAAAACAGUACGGACCCAAGGUCGACGUUUGGUCCUUGGGUAUAAUGGCCAUAGAGAUGAUCGAGGGCGAGCCGCCUUACCUGAACGAGAAUCCCUUGAGGGCGCUGUAUCUCAUCGCGACCAACGGCAAGCCCGACAUUAAAGACAAAGAAAAGUUAUCGCCCGCCUUCCAAGAUUUUCUGGACCAGUGUCUGGCCGUGGAAGUCGACAAACGGUCGUCAGCGCGGGACUUACUCAAACACCCUUUCCUGAAGCUGGCGCGACCGUUGGCUAGCUUGACGCCGCUCAUCCUGGCGGCGAAGGAGGCAGCUAAGCAACACUAGCGAUAGGCUCCAGGCUAUUGUCCUGUUGGUUCUUUGACUUUUAUUUUGUAUUAUAUAUACGUGACAGACUAUAUCCCAUGUUACUAGAAAUGCAUUCGAUUUUUUUAACAAUAAUGUAAUAUAAUCGUAUAUUUUAUGAUUUUGCUUGCAGUUCUAGUUAUAUGGGUCGUAUUUUAUUAGGGACGUAAGCAUUUAAUAGAGGUCUGAUGUUUGUAUAAGUGACAGGAGACGUGUGCCUAAUUUCACUACAAUAACGCUGCGGCUGAUUUCGUUCUGUUGCUUUUUUUAUGCUUUAAGUGCUUGGUUGACUGAAGUGGAUUUACGUAGCUACGGUAGUCCCUAUUUUAUCGAUUUUUUAUAUAAAGUUUUUACGACCAGAUUUGUAUUAACGUCGGGGUAGCAUUUUUUUAUUAUAUUUACUAUUACUGAUUCGAAAUUUAUUUAUUAUUUCUAUCUAGCUAAUACGUUCGUUAUGUUUAGUUAUAUAUUUUGUUAAGAGAAAACUUGUAAAGAAAUAUUAGGAAAAGAAACUAUAUUGUAAAACGCCUGUCGAAGGUCUAUAGAUGAAGAAUGCGUGUUAGUCUGGAUGAUUUAACUAGUUAUAGUAUUUUUGCACUAGUAUUUAUGAAAGAAAAAUUCAUAUUGUGAUUGCCAAGGUAUAUUGGAAGGCAUAUUGUUGCCAAUGAAAGAUGUGUAUGGUAAUUAAUAAAUCAUUUUAUAAUUA
Zophobas morio is the source of this 2615-nucleotide messenger RNA. It is a transcript of the gene Pak, whose product is annotated as p21-activated kinase. Lineage: Eukaryota; Metazoa; Arthropoda; Insecta; Coleoptera; Tenebrionidae. Gene Ontology annotation, cellular component: cytoplasm. The transcript has 10 exons. Gene Ontology annotation, biological process: regulation of axonogenesis; intracellular signal transduction; protein phosphorylation. The record is from RefSeq and is a predicted model, not a curated record. Gene Ontology annotation, molecular function: protein serine/threonine kinase activity; ATP binding. Bases 197 to 1891 code for a protein of 564 amino acids.